This is a messenger RNA of Bactrocera tryoni, 2049 nucleotides long. It is a transcript of the gene Setd3, whose product is annotated as actin-histidine N-methyltransferase. NCBI's taxonomy places the organism in Eukaryota, Metazoa, Arthropoda, Insecta, Diptera, Tephritidae. Gene Ontology annotation, molecular function: transcription coactivator activity; histone H3K36 methyltransferase activity; protein-L-histidine N-tele-methyltransferase activity. The coding region runs from base 272 to 1879 and encodes 535 amino acids. Gene Ontology annotation, biological process: peptidyl-lysine dimethylation; actin modification; positive regulation of transcription by RNA polymerase II. The transcript has 3 exons. The record is from RefSeq and is a predicted model, not a curated record.
AAUUUCCGAAUAAUAUCUGAGCGCUGAGGAAUUUCUGAUUGGAAUUUUAUGGUUUUUUGUUUUUUUUUUUGACUCUCUGUCAUCUCGAUUUCUGCAAAAAGUUGACGGCACGUGCAUUACCUUUUCGGGUGUUUUACUGCAUUUUGCUGGUGCAGUUGUUUGUUUUCAUCAAUAAAUUGUGUGUAAUUACAAAAAAGCCUGCUAAACAAUUUGUGAAUCAGUGAAAGUAGUGAAUUAAAACAUAAAGUGUAACUUAAUAUAAAGUGUGAAAAUGGGAAAGAAUAGCAAAAAUAAAAAUAAUAAAUCGGCCAGCAAUAAGAAUCAGUCUGCAGGCAAUGUCACCACCCACGCACACGAUGCACAGUCAUCUACAAAACAACAGCAACAACAACAGGCGCCAAUUAAACGACCCACGCUAACGCUACAAAAGCGCAACGAAUUGAGUUCACUUAUCAAUGCAUUGCUCGAAAUAGGCUUUAAACAGCCCGCAAACCCUAAAGAAGAAUGGGAUCAAUAUUUAGAAAUCCAAACACUGUUGCACCGUGUGCAAAUACUUGAAGCACCACUGCGGCGCACCAACUCCAAUCCAACUACAGAAGCGCGUUUGGCUAACAUUGAAAAUUUCUAUCGUUGGGCCACUGAAAACGGUUUGCGUUUUGAUGGCGUGCGCAUAGCACAGUUUCAAGGCUAUGAGUUGGGCUUGGAGGCUACACGAGAUAUAGCCGAAGAGGAAGUGCUAUUUAGUAUACCGCGCAAGCUUAUACUCUCCGAGGAGAAUAUGGAUUUAGAUUAUAGUCCAACACAAUUCGGUUCGAUGUCGAAUCUAAAAUUGUCGUAUGUGUUAAUGCUGGAGGCUUUGAAACCGGAUAGCUUUUGGAAACCCUAUAUCGAUUUACUACCGGAGAGGUAUAAUACUGUACUAUAUUUUACAACCAAAGAAAUGGAAAUGCUGCGUGGCUCAAAUGCUUUAACUGCGGCGUUGCGUCAGUGCAAAGCAAUUGCGCGUCAAUAUGCGUUCCUAUACAACUGCACCGUGAAGGCGUCGCGUGCAGACAAAUUCAACUCAAUGGGACAGACGUUUAAGGAACAGUUCAACUAUGAUUUGUAUCGCUGGGCCGUCUCCACUGUCAUGACGCGUGAGAACUUAGUGCCACGCUCACGUCCCUUGCAUAGUGGCGAUGAUAAUGGUAGUGAAGAGAGCGAAACCAUAGCGGCGCUCAUACCCUUCUGGGAUAUGGCCAAUCAUCGCCAGGGACGUGUCACCUCCUUCUUCAAUAUCGAAACACAGGAGAUGGAGAGCUCUGCUCAGUUCAGCUUCAAAGCUGGCGAACAAAUCUUCAUACAUUACGGCGAUCGUUCUAAUGCUGAUCUCAUGAUACAUAACGGCUUUAUCAACCCGACCAAUCCCAAGGAUUACGUCUGCAUCAAACUCGGCCUUGGCUCAUCCGAUCCACUGCUCGAACAACGCGCCAAAUUGUUGCAAAUGAUGCAGAUUGCAAAGAAUACCGAGCUGCAGGUACUGCCACCGCCCAAAUACAUCUCGUCCGAACUGCUGGCGUUCGUGCGCGUCUUCAACAUGAACGCACAACAGCUGGAACACUGGAUUACCUCAGAACGUGCCAUGGAUCUGUUGCAUAUCGACUGUGCGCUCGAGACAACGCUCGAAUCGAAGACUUGGCAGUACUUGCAGACUCGUCUAAUGCUGUUGCUGCGCGUCUUCCCCACCACGCUGGAAGCGGAUGAGGAGCAGCUGGCUGCAUGCAAGAAGGGCGAGCUGUAUCUCUGCUAUGUCGAGGCGAUGCUGCUGGAGUAUCGUGUGCUGGAGAAACGCGUCUUGGCGGCAGCGCUCGAUUAUGCCAAGCAGCGCGUAAAAACUUAAGUGGCACGUGCAGAAUGCGACAAAGACGGACGAGCUGGCGAGCCGAACAAAAAGUGUAGUGUUGUAAAGUGAGACAAAUAAAAUUCGUUCAAAUUUUUUGUGGCCAUUUAAACAUACAUACAUAUAAUGCUCAGCAAAUACACAUACAUACAAAUAUUUAUUUUUUUAGA